This is a messenger RNA of Bradysia coprophila, 1407 nucleotides long. RefSeq lists its product as uncharacterized. Gene Ontology annotation, biological process: proteolysis. Gene Ontology annotation, molecular function: protein binding. Lineage: Eukaryota; Metazoa; Arthropoda; Insecta; Diptera; Sciaridae. Gene Ontology annotation, cellular component: extracellular region. The record is from RefSeq and is a predicted model, not a curated record.
AUUAGUUGAUCGAAAAAAGUAAAUGAUUGUCAUUUGGUGUGAAGUAUUUAGUUUUUCGUAAAAGUGUGUCAGCACAACAUCCGAGGCAAGAGGGGCAAGAGUUUCCUUCAUUAGAGAAUAACAUCGAUUUUUGCAUGUGAGAAUAUGUCUGCUUACGUACGACUAGUACUUGUAAUUUGUAUGCUGAUUGACAAUGCACUAUCGCAUCGUAAAUUAGUGACUUGGAUCCGCCCACCUAAAAUAACCGAAUGGGGCAAAUGGGGAUAUCCUGAAAUUUGUCCGGUAAACAGCUGGGUCGGUGGUAUGAGAUUAAAGGUUGAUACAUCGCAAGAUAUGAAACGUGAUGACACAGCACUGAAUGCCGUUCAAUUGCAUUGCAUAAAUAUGGAUUGGAUUCACUCUGGAAGUGUUACGAGCGCAAUAGGACCGUGGGGAAAUUUCCGAAAAAAUCGAUACUGUACGCAAGGUUUUGCUGUAGGGUAUCAAAUUCGUUCGAGAAAAGAUAAAAAUACUGACGAUGUGAGCACUGUCGAUUUUAAAUUGAGGUGUCUGAAUUUUGAUGGCAGUUCUUCGUUUGUGGUUAACUCCGAUGUGGAUUUGCCAUUGGGAUCAUGGACAAAUGAACAGAAAUGUCCACUAAAGACGGCUGUUUGCGGAAUUAUCACACAAGUUGAACCAGAUGAAGGCAGUAGAUUUGAGGAUGAAACUUCAUUGACAAAUAUCGAUUUGGCAUGUUGUAACUUACCGGAUCCGGUCGAAACGUGUAAAUUAGAAAAUAAAUGGGAAACUGUUGUGAAUUGCCCUGAGGCUAAAACCAGGUGUGACGUGUCAGUUACAACAGGCUUCACAGAGGACAAAAAAGAAUCCAAAUUGGCAAAAUUUUACGAAAAACUUGGUUUCGUUGUGGACUUUCGAUUUGCGCAAACAACAUUUCAGCUGAAGGCUAAGGACAAUAGUUCUCGUUUAAUAAAUGGUAAAUUACUGGAGAACAUAAUCGGUGAAACAAGAAUAAGUAAAAAUACAACAUCGUUGCAAAUCAACUGCGAGGGACUGAGCCAGCAAUUGGUUCUUAUAUGUGGGUCCUACAAGAUUUAUACGAAAGAAUAUCGAUGCGUUCCGAGUGGAAACGAAGGAAGCACUUACAGAGGUCUCUACUUUCAACCGACUUCAUUGAUUGAUAACAUUUUUUGGAGCUAUAAUUGUUAUUGGAGUGAUUUUAAUGGUGCAUUAAGUAUGGAGAAAUCGCUAGGUGAGGAGUGUGGAGACUUAUGUUUGAGUGACGUUAAUUGUACGCAUUUCACUUGGACGAAGGACGGCAAAUGCUGGAUGAAACAUAGUGCCGUUAAUUUGAAACCGAUCGAGAAAUAUGAUAAAGGUUUGGUAUGCGGUUGGAUCGAAAGAACUUGA